Messenger RNA from Nelumbo nucifera (sacred lotus), 1285 nucleotides. RefSeq names its product Galactosyltransferase family protein. Gene Ontology annotation, cellular component: membrane. Gene Ontology annotation, molecular function: hexosyltransferase activity. The record is from RefSeq and is a predicted model, not a curated record. Lineage: Eukaryota; Viridiplantae; Streptophyta; Magnoliopsida; Proteales; Nelumbonaceae.
CCGGAAAGAAAGGUCAAAAGGAAGACCCAAAUGCAAGAAACUGCCAACUAGUCUGUUGCGCUUGCACCUAAGAAAGUUAGGCCUUAGGAAUUAAAAACAACGUGAAUUGGUAUAUAUUCAGUCUCCCUGUAUCCAUGAUUCAUUUCUUCUCCAUCAGCUUCAAUCCAGAUGAUGAUGAAGACUACUACUGCAAGGCUCGACCGGCGACAACCGUCCCCAAGACUAACAUCCUUCGCUUUAUCCACUUUCUUCCUCAUCGUAUUCCUCUGUGCCUUGGCUUCCAUCAACGGAGUGCGAUUCGAGGGUCUAUUGAACAUGUCUUACCAGAACACCACCUCACCUUCUAAUGCUUCGCUGCCGGAAAAUUCAACUUCAGCGGCGGCACUACCUGAGCUCCGGGUACUCAUAGGGAUUCCUACGCUCCCGGACCAGUACCACAGGCGCCACUUCCUUCGAAUGGUCUACGGCACACAGUCACCAGUUGGCGCACAAGUGGACAUCAAGUUUGUGUUCUGUAACUUGACCAAGGAGGAUCAAACGGUCCUGGUUGCGCUCGAGAUCAUGCGCUACGACGACAUCAUAAUUCUCAACUGUAAAGAGAACAUGAACAACGGUAAGACGUAUACGUAUUUCUCUAGCUUGCCUGAAUUACUGAAUAGCACAGAUGGGCCGUACCCACCUUACCAUUAUGUGAUGAAGGGAGACGAUGAUACUUAUUUCAGAUUGGAUAAUUUGGUUCAGUCCUUGAGGCCCUUGCCCAGAGAAGAUUUGUAUUACGGCUACGUUAUUCCUUGCCCAAGCAUGGACCCUUUCCGUGAAUACAUGUCUGGCAUGGGCUAUUUAGUCUCAUGGGAUAUUGUGGAAUGGAUUAGUACGUCCGACAUACCGAAGAACCGCACAGAGGGGCCUGAAGACAAGGUGUUCGGCGAAUGGCUUCGUGAUGGGCACCGGGCCAAGAACAGGUACAACGCCAAGUGGUCGAUGUACGACUUCCCCCAACCGCCGACUGGAUGUACACACGAGCUCUGGCCGGACACGAUCGCUGUGCAUCGCCUCAAGAAUCAGGAGAAGUGGAUUCAGACCUUGAAGUACUUCAAUGUUACUGAUAAGCUUAAACCAUCCAAGCUCUAUCAUAUUCCGUAGGUACUGCUUUGCUGGCUGACCAUUUUGUUCAUUCUUUUUUCAAGUUUAUAAUCAAUAAAAAACCUGAUUUGGAGAACAAAGUUUCUCCUUUCUCUUGUAAUUUUUGGACCGGGGAGUUCAAAUGUAAACCAAAAUUUUGGCC